Messenger RNA from Oryza sativa Japonica Group (Japanese rice), 2073 nucleotides. RefSeq lists its product as uncharacterized. The record is from RefSeq and is a predicted model, not a curated record. Gene Ontology annotation, molecular function: protein binding. Lineage: Eukaryota; Viridiplantae; Streptophyta; Magnoliopsida; Poales; Poaceae.
CACCUGGUGGAGCUCCAUGGCUCUUUGUGCAUGGUCCGCGAUCUCCGCCAUCUUCCGCAUGGUGAAAGCUGCCUGGAGAUAUGGGCGCUGAGAGAUUACAGCGCCAGCGUAUGGUCACUCGACUUCCGUGUCGCCAUGACGCCGCAGGUGGCACGCGACAUGCACGAUCCCCGGUUCAUCACCGUCCUUGGAUGUCUCGGCGGCGCGCGCGGAGACGACGUCGGGAGUGUGGAGCGGAUCAAGAAAAUCCUGAUCGCUACCUCGCAGCACAAGGUGCACGCCUACGACCCAGCUACGGGGAGCAUCGAAACGGUGGUCACCGUCCCAGAGGAUUUCGCCGGCGGCCGGGAGGAGGCGGUGGCCGGUAUUCGGAUUGGUCUGUACGAGGACAGCCUUGCCCGUGUAGGCGGCGAGAGUUGUCGACAGAGGGAAGCCACGGCGGCGAUGACUGAGAUCCUACUACGGUUGCCGCCCAAAUCAAUCGCCAUGUGCAUGCUCGUUUGCAGACAGUGGCGCACACUGAUCGAGAGCGAGCGCUUUCUUACGUCACACAUGCUUGCUAACAUGGAACGGAAGAAGGUCAUGGUAGUCACGAAUGGCCGUCGACGGGAGAAUUUCUUUAAUUUCAUGCCGGUGGAGACCUGGAUUGGGCCUGCCGCCAAAGCUCGUUCGGACGUUCUUGUCAACCGCAGGAUCCUCUGCUCUAAGCCAUGCCAUGGACUUAACCUGAUAAGCACCAGCAGCGACGACUACCUGUGCAACCCUUGCACUGGUUCUAUCCGGUGUCUUGGAAUCCGUGGAAAGUUUCGUGAGAUUGAUCCAACUGUCAGUAUUGAUGACGAUCGCCGCCAUGUCACGAGAGUUGGCAGGAACAUCGGGCUAGGAUUCGACCGGUUGUCACAAGAGCAUGUAGUGGUUGAGAUGAGCCGCUUCAAAGGCGACCUGCAGCUGUGCAUGAUCAAGACGAGCUGCGUGGAUUACUGGAGCUGCGCUGGCAAGCCGCCGAGGCCGGUGACCGACAUGCCACCGGCACAUGUUGACGGGACGCUCUACUGGAUCAGCGAGCCACAGCCGACGGCCCGAGACCGUGUCAUUGUGGCAUUUGACAUCUCCUCCCGGGAGUUCUCCGUCUUGCCAUGCCAGCCAUGCUGCAGCGAGAGGGACGGCGGUGAUUAUCCGUUGCUCGUCGAGCUGGAAGGAUCGCUGUCGCUCGUCGUCGCAAACGCGGAGGAGAACAAUCUGCAGAUAUGGACGAUGCAGGAGGCUGACGGCACAUGGCACAAAAGUUACAGCAUCUUACUGGACGAGAGGUACCCGGACUUCUCACUAAAAACGGGCGUGGUGGUAGUGCCACUGGACGCCGUCGCCGAUAGCAAUGGCGGCGGCAGGAUCUUGCUCGACACAGGGCGAGCAUUGGGCUACUACGAUCUCGAGACGAGAAGCAUCGACACCUUGUACUCGCUCGACCAGCUAAAGCUUCCCCAGUGCCAGAUGGCAUUCCCCAUGCUGUACGGGGAUAGCUUGGUGCCCAUCCAGGACGACGAACCGCCCGACUACGUCGCGCCGACUCUUCGCGACGACGACGGCGGGCGGCGCUGCUACUACCAGCCGCAACACGUGGAGAUCAGCGGCGGCGAGCAGCCUGCGGCUGCCUCCUGCGUAUUCCGGCCAUGCGAGGCGGCCGGCGGCGGCUGCAGGGGCAUGGGCUGCGUGUACGCGGGUAGCUGCUGCAGGAGGGUGCUGUGCCGGGAGUGCAGCCUCCCGUGCGUCGAGCACACCGACGGCUUCCACACCGCGAUACUGCCCUUCCUGCCGCGGCGCUCCGCGACGGCGACCGAGAUGGCCGAGGAUUUGCUGCUGGGUUUGCCUCUCGAGCACCCGUGCGUGCCGGGGCCCGAGUACUGCUACUACUACUCGGAGGGGGACGAGGUGGAGGAAGGCGUGGGGCGGCACGUGUUCGUGUCGCUCAGGGAUCUCGCGCGCACCAGGCAGCCGCGCCGUCUCAUCGAGUGUGGGUACAGGAUGGAUAUGAUUUACAUUUUGGUCCUUUUAAAAAACUUAUUUCGCAAAUAG